Messenger RNA from Closterium sp. NIES-67, 945 nucleotides. The record is from the annotation of a GenBank genome assembly. NCBI's taxonomy places the organism in Eukaryota, Viridiplantae, Streptophyta, Zygnematophyceae, Desmidiales, Closteriaceae.
UGAUAUUGUCAAAACUUGCUGCGCCAGCAUCCAUCAAUCGAGGAACCAGGCCAGUCCCUUUGUUCCCGCUGUAAUGGCUGCCGCUUGUAGCUUGACUUCCGCCACGCGGCCGCUUUCGAGCGUCGCAUGGCUCGGGGGGAUUUCUGACGGUCGUCGCUUCCAGCCUACGUCAUCAGUAUCUUCCGUUAAAUUGCACGCCGCGCCAAGCGCUAAGUCGUUGCGCGCGCGAUCCCAUGCGGACCACGUGGACAUUAGCGCGUUGUCGGAGGCCGUUUCCACGAAUAAUGAUUUCGCGCUGGAAUUGAUAGCUGGUAACCAGUCCCGGCGAGCGGUCCUUCUCGGAGCUGCGACAACAGCCGCUGCCGCGACUGUCGCAGCAGCAAUGCCUUGGGUCCUACCGCGCGAAGCUCUCGCAGUGGUUACAGUCGGUCUGAAAGAUUUAACUUACCGUCCGUGUGCCCAGCCCUACACUGUUGGUCCUGGGUCAUCCCUUUACAAGGCGAAGUGCUUUAAGAUCAUCGGCACUACAGUGAACAAGUCAGGGCGUACUGUCUAUAACGCGGAUGUAUUCGGGUUUGUCCUGGAUGCUUAUGACGAACCGGCGCUUCCAAACAGGGGGAGGCUUGCAAGCAUUAAAGAGAUACCCGUGGGAGAAGGAACGUUUGAGAUUGAGAUUGUGGUUCCAGCAAGUGAGUCGCUUCCGCUGACGUUGAAGAACUUCAGAGCUACUGGAUUUCAUGGAGGGGUGCAAAGGACAGGCAACCCUUAUGACGUUUUUGAGGAGGAUAAGAAAGGCGACGAUGAUGACAUCCCAUUCUGAUGCUGCCACGUUUUCCUUGUCUUAAACCUCUUAUAUAUUCUAGAUGCAAUUUUGGUGAGAUGAGUCUCAUUAAUAUCUAUUCCUGAGAAUAUCUAUUCAUUAUAAUUGGGUAACGAGUGGUAGUU